UUUUCCUGCUGUCAUCGAAACAGCUGAAAACUAGUACAUACUCUUAUCCGUCUUCUUCAUCCCCAAAUCCAGAAGCUUUAGGGUUUCCAUUUCUAUUCACAUCUUAAUCUUCUCCGAUUUAUUCGAAUUGAACCUUUUUUUUUAUCUUAUUACCAGCUGUUGAAGUGAAUGUCUGUGGUGUAUCAUGUCUAGUAAUAUGGGAACAGAGCAUAUGUCUAUCAAUCUAGAGACAUGGAAACCGGAUUCAGAAAAUUUUGGAGAGACGAGUUUGAUGGAGAUUGAAUCAAAUGAUCCUCCUACUGUUCAGGAUAUCUCAGUUUCAGACAUGGAACAAGAGCCUGUGGCUUCCACGAGCAGUAACCUGGACUUACCGAAAGAGGAAACAUCUGUCUCUGGUCCUUUGUCAUUCCAAUUUGAGCCAGAUGCUUCUUUGUUGGUUGAUUCUCAGUCUUUAAUGCCUCAGUUGCAACCUCCAUAUUCUGGAGGUAUGUCAGUAGGGUCGUUGCAGCUGACAGGGAAGCGGAAAUCACCACCAGAGUCUACUCUCGGUGGUUCUGUUUCCGAGAAGUUAGAUUUACCAAACAAGCGAGUACAGCCAGUGCAUCACAGACCAUGGCUAGAACAAUUUUAUUCAGAAAGUAUUCAGCUGGGUCAUAUACCAGCCGCUACUCUUUCACCCAAGAUGGAACAUCCACCAACGCCUGCCAAGAAAGUGAGGCAGAUGGAACCUGCUUCCCAAAAAUCUGGGAAGCAAGUGAUGAGCAAGAAACAAGCAGGCCCUUCACAAGGGUCAACGAAAGCACGUAAUGAUGGGAACGAGUCUUUGAGGUCUAAAAUGAAGGAAUCAUUAGCAGCUGCCUUGGGUUUAGUUCACGAGCGUGAGGAAUCUCCGAAAGAGAAAAAAAAAUCAGAAACUGAAGAAACUACUAAUGUUCCAGUAGCUGGAAGUAGUAAGCCUGCCUCAGCCUGUGUUAAUGGUGUUCCAGUAGGUGAAGGCAUCGCGCCGGAAUUGUCCAUAAGGGAUGAAAUUUCUGGGCAGAAAGACGGCAAUGGAAGAAUCUUGUCAGAAGAGACUUCCAAUGACACAAAGAUGAAUUAUGUUAAUCAAUCUGAUGUACAGAAAACUCAAUUUGACGAGGUUUUCCCCUGUGAUGAUCUUCGUUUUAGUGAUAGUGUUUUUUCUGGCGAUGAACUUUUACAGGGUAAUGGCCUCUCAUGGGUUUUGGAACCUGUUUCAGAUUUUGGGGAGAAUGAAACUGGUAGAGGAAAAUCAAUGGAGGAUCCAGAGCUCCUUGCAUCUAAAAUCGAGUUGGAACUUUUUAAACUCUUUGGAGGUGUGAACAAGAAGUACAAAGAGAAGGGAAGGUCUCUCUUAUUUAAUUUGAAGGAUAAGAACAAUCCUGAGCUAAGAGAAAGUGUCAUGUCCGGCAAGGUCUCUCCAGAGAGAUUGUGUUCUAUGACAGCUGAAGAACUUGCUUCUAAGGAGCUUUCUCAGUGGCGACAAGCAAAAGCAGAAGAGAUGGCUGAGAUGGUUGUCCUACGGGAUGCAGACAUCGAUGUUAGAAAUCUGGUGAGGAAAACUCAUAAGGGUGAGUUCCAGGUAGAAAUUGAUCCCGUUGACAGUGGGACAGUGGAUGUCUCUGCUGAGAUAACCUCACAUAGUAAACCUCGAGCCAAAGCAAAAUCCAUGAAAUCAUCUACCAAAUCCACUCUAAUGAAAAGUGACACGAAUGAUAAGGACACAAAAUCUAACCAGGAAACAUCAACCGGUAUGACACUUCCCUCAACGGAGGAGACUGAUCCAAUGCAAGGUCUGUCGAUGGAUGACGAGAUGAAGGAUGUGGGAUUUCUUCCUCCAAUUGUAUCGCUUGAUGAGUUUAUGGAAUCCCUGAACUCAGAACCUCCAUUUGGCAGUCCACAUGCAUCUGAGAAGAGUGACUCAGAAGUUGGGUCACAUUCAAAAUCACCUUUACAAUCUCCUAAACAGUCUCCAAAGGAACCCAGUGAGAGUGUUUCUUCUAAAACAGAACUCGUAAAGACUAAUGUAAUUUCCCCAAGACUGGAUACUGGUGUCAAACUCGAUGCUGAUGUCUCUAAGCCUGAAAGUACACCUUUGAUUGAUAGCAUUAAAGAGGACCACAUAUGGGAUGGUAUAUUGCAGCUUAGCGCCGCUUCAGUUGUCUCAGUCACUGGAAUAUUCAAGAGUGGUGAGAAAGCAAAGACAAGUGAGUGGCCAACAAUGGUGGAGGUAAAGGGUAGAGUAAGACUCAGUGCGUUUGGGAAGUUUGUACAAGAGCUUCCUUUGUCUCGAAGCCGUGUCUUAAUGGUAAUGAACGUGGUGUGUAAGGAUGGUAUCUCUCAAAGCCAACGUGACAGCCUUUUUGAGGUUGCUAAGUCGUACGUUGCUGACAAAAGAGUUGGUUACGCAGAGCCAACAACAGGCGUUGAGCUUUACUUAUGUCCUCCACGUGGAGAAACCCUGGAUUUGCUGAGCAAAAUCAUCUCCAAGGACCAUGUUGAUGAGGUCAAGUCUUCAGACGAUAUCGGGUUUAUCGGCGUUGUUGUCUGGAGGCGUGCAGUUGCCGCCUCUCCUGGCUCACGCCAUAAGCCCGGAUUCAAACGUCAGCAUUCUUCUGUAAGCACUAAGAGGUCUGUGUUGGCUCCAGAGAACAAAAAGUCUAGUAGUGUGAAUGUUACGAAUCAUCCUGUUGUAAAGGUUGCAUCCAUAGGGAAUCAUGGUUUGGUUGGCUGUGAUGCUACUGACGAUGAAGACGUACCACCUGGAUUUGGCCCGGUAGGUGUGAAAGACGACGAUGAUUUGCCAGAAUUUAACUUCAAUACCUCAACUGGACCGGUUACUUCUUCUCCCCAGCCACCACCUCAGUCCAAGUCCAUGGAUCAAGUAAGGGAGCUCAUUCUCAAGUAUGGGAAUUCAGCAGGUAGUGGUAGUAAACAACCAUGGAAUGGUCAUGAUGAUGAUGACGAUGAUAUUCCUGAAUGGCAACCACAAGUCUCAGGCCACCAAAUUCAAUUACCUCCACCACCACCACCUCCUGAAUUGGGUCCACAGUUUCAUAGCAGAACCGUGGCCCAACCGCCGGCACAACUACGUGGUGCGGGAACACCAGGUGGAUGGAGGGCCAAUCAAGACGCACUCAGGCAACAACAGUACAGUGCACGUAGGAACAGAGGAUUUUGAUAUUUGUGAAUGUGUUUGUGUAAAUUAGUUAGGUGUAUUGACGUCUCUAUAUCAUCGGCUUUUCUCCGUAGUGUUUAAUAGAAUUGUAAACCUUUUGAACAAUGGAGUCUUUAAGCAUAAUAAGUUUGAUGGGAAA
Molecule: messenger RNA, 3335 nt
Organism: Capsella rubella
Lineage: Eukaryota; Viridiplantae; Streptophyta; Magnoliopsida; Brassicales; Brassicaceae
Exons: 5
Coding region: 185-3199 (1004 amino acids)
Biological process (GO): DNA-templated transcription
Cellular component (GO): nucleus
Source: RefSeq, a predicted model, not a curated record